This is a messenger RNA of Hypomesus transpacificus, 1990 nucleotides long. RefSeq names its product NECAP endocytosis associated 2 (gene necap2). The transcript has 8 exons. NCBI's taxonomy places the organism in Eukaryota, Metazoa, Chordata, Actinopteri, Osmeriformes, Osmeridae. Gene Ontology annotation, cellular component: membrane; clathrin vesicle coat. Gene Ontology annotation, biological process: endocytosis. Bases 79 to 846 code for a protein of 255 amino acids. The record is from RefSeq and is a predicted model, not a curated record.
GCGCUCUGACACGGGUCAAUGUCAGUGUUCAGGUUUUACAGACCAGCUUAGUCAAAAAAUUGUUUUACACUUGUCAAAAUGGCAGAGGAAAGCGGAUACGAAUCGAUUGUCUGUGUAAAGCCAGAGGUCCAUGUGUACAGAAUUCCGCCCCGCGCCACUAACCGUGGUUAUCGGGCUGCAGACUGGAAGUUGGAUGAGCCGUCAUGGAGCGGUCGAAUGAAAAUAAUUGCAAAAGACAAGGUGUGCUUCAUCAGGCUAGAGGACAAAAACUCAGGAGAGCUGUUUGCUCAAGCCACCGUGGACACGUAUCCUGGAGUUGCAGUAGAAGCAGUCACUGACUCCAGUAGAUAUUUUGUUGUGCGGAUACAGGAUGAUACUGGACGUCAUGCGUUUAUUGGCCUGGGGUUCGCUGAUCGCGGUGACUCCUUUGACUUCAAUGUGGCUUUGCAAGACCACUUUAAAUGGGUGAAACAGGAAGGGGAACUGGCAAAACAGGAAGCUUCCCAGAGCACGGCACCCAAACUGGAUCUGGGCUUCAAAGAGGGCCAGACCAUAAAGAUUUGCAUUGGGAACAUUAAGAAGAAGGAUGGAGGUGCAGCCAAGUCACGGCCCAUGGCUGGUGGCCUCUUGCCCCCUCCACCAGGGUCCAAGGGUGGAAGCAUCCUACCCCCUUCUGGAGACCAACCGUCUGCUCCAGAUGAACAAACUAACACUGCAUCUUCUCUGUUAGACUUCAUUGCCCCUGUCCCAGCAGCCCAGCCCACCCCUGACUUGUGGGGUGACUUCACAGCAGCUGGCUCCAGCUCCAGUCAAGACACUGUCAAAUCAGGAUGGGUGCAGUUUUAGUUGGGAAGGACCACACACACACCGACACACACACACACACACCACAAACAUGCACACUCAGGCUCCUUACAUUCCCUGGAUAGAUUGAUUAUGGCAAUUGGCAUGUUAGUGACUGACUGGUUGCUUCAAUCGAGGUGAUACAUAACAUGCACUGCUGCUCAUCCAGUAAAGAUUCAAACAAUCACAAAAUCAAGAACCGACCAUCAUAUAUUUACACUCGUGUUUUAGAUACUUUUAGAAACUAUCUAUGCAGUCCCAAGUGACCCCUCAGUUUGUGAGUGAUCAAGUAUUGAUAACCAUGUUAUUUGUAAUCAUUCGUUUCUAAGGGUUCUGUGCCCUUAAUGUACAUCUCCCUGUAAGACCUAUGGGUAUUGCUAAAGGACAUUGAUACCACUCACUCUGUCACUUUGGCCAGGUGAAAAUGUACAUUCCUUGUCGAUGACACCUUGUCAAAAGGGUUUCUUCAUUGUCUCUGUCUAACUAGUUCCACUUUAUACCACAAAACUGGAUUCACUACUUCUUCUACCUUUUAUUUUCUUGCUUGUUGUUUAAUCACCUGUUUGGCUAUCAUACUCGGGAAAUGUACUUUUCCUGAUUAGUAAACCCUAUUCAUCAUCUCAACAUAUCAGUCUGAAUAAGUGCUAAUGACAUUCUUUAUGCCGUCUAUCAACAACCAGCCUAUAGCAAAACUUGUUUCCAUGUUUUUUGUGUGUUUUGAUGUACUGUUCUGAAUUUUGGUCUUUUGUCAAUCUCUGCCGUCAAACCCUUGUCCUGGUUAUGAAAACCCUUUGAUUUAUGAUUUGAAGGAAAUUCUACAGGUUAAUAUAUUAUAUUGGGUUUCUGUAGUAUCAGUGUAAGUCUAUCAAAUCAUUCUUAGGUGAUUGUGAUUCAUUUGGAGAAACCAACUGUUCCCAGGCUUGUUUGUGUCUUUUGUUUUGUUUACAGUACAUGCCUUUCAGAUGCCUCCUGACAGUUUUAUUCCAAAUGUUCUGCUAUAUAUUUUGUUUCUACACAUAAACUCUAGUGCCUUUCAAAUUUGAGUCAUUGAAGUUUUCUUUUGAUUUGCAACAAGUGCCUUCUACCUACAGUAAUUGUACAAAAUGUAAAGCAAAACUUCUUGUAAAUAAAACAUUUGAUGUUAAAA